Molecule: messenger RNA, 702 nt
Organism: Xenopus laevis (African clawed frog)
Lineage: Eukaryota; Metazoa; Chordata; Amphibia; Anura; Pipidae
Gene: opa3.L
Product: optic atrophy 3 (autosomal recessive, with chorea and spastic paraplegia) L homeolog
Exons: 2
Coding region: 49-504 (151 amino acids)
Biological process (GO): regulation of lipid metabolic process
Cellular component (GO): mitochondrion
Source: RefSeq, a predicted model, not a curated record
UGAUGACGUUAACGACAGGGUGGGGCGAUUGUAUGUGACGUCACCAAGAUGGUGGUGGGAGCGUUUCCCAUCGCUAAACUCCUGUACCUGGGGAUCCGUCAGAUAAGCAAACCUUUAGCGAACCGGAUCAAGGCAGGCGCUCAAAGAAGUGAAUUUUUCCGUACCUACGUUUGUCUCCCGCCUGCUCAAGUAUAUCACUGGGUGGAAAUGCGUGCCAAAAUGAGGAUCAUGGGAUUCCGGGGAGCAGUAAUCAAGCCUUUAAAUGAAGAUGCAGCUGCCGAGUUGGGGGCAGAACUUGUAGGAGAGGCCAUCGUCUUCCUUAUUGGUGGCGGAUGUCUGGUGGCAGAGUAUGCAAGGCAAUCAGCUAACAGCCGUAGGAAAGAGGAAGAAAUGGAGGCCAGACUGGGCUCGAUGGAGACUGAGCUUGCACGUUUGGGACUCCUCACAGAGGAACUGGAAACCAGGGCCCGUGUAGCAGAGAGGCAACAGCUAGCUGUCAAAUGAUGCAUCCAGUCAAAUUUCUCCACUAAUCUUACAUAAACUUCUUACCUCUACAAAAGACCUAACUGUAACACUGGAGAUCUUUGGGGUGUGGCCAGUUGUACAAGGGAGUGAACAGCAUAUCUGCAAAUUAGGAUUUUUUUCUUUGAAAAAACAAUGUUGUACAUAUUAAAAAUAUAAAUAAAAAGUGCACCACAGUGA